Molecule: messenger RNA, 609 nt
Organism: Saccharomyces kudriavzevii IFO 1802
Lineage: Eukaryota; Fungi; Ascomycota; Saccharomycetes; Saccharomycetales; Saccharomycetaceae
Gene: VPS25
Product: ESCRT-II subunit protein VPS25
Exons: 1
Coding region: 1-609 (202 amino acids)
Biological process (GO): protein transport to vacuole involved in ubiquitin-dependent protein catabolic process via the multivesicular body sorting pathway
Cellular component (GO): ESCRT II complex
Molecular function (GO): protein homodimerization activity; structural molecule activity
Source: RefSeq, a predicted model, not a curated record
AUGGCUUCAUUACCUCCAGUGUAUUCAUUUCCACCGCUAUACACCCGUCAACCCAAUUCUUUGACGAGAAGACAGCAAAUAAGUACGUGGAUAGACAUCAUAUCACAAUAUUGUAAGGGCAAGAAAAUCUGGUACAUGUCAGCCGAUGGUACUGUAAUGAAUGACAAUACAUCAGGUAGUGAAAACACGGAUGAUGACGAUUCAAAAAAAGCUCGUAAGAAUCUUUUUAAUAAUGAAGACAUCCAAAGAUCUGUAUCGCAGGUAUUCAUUGAUGAAAUCUGGUCGCGCAUGGUUAAAGAAGGCAAAUGUUUACCCAUUGAUCAAACUGGUAAGAAAAGUGGCAAUGCCACAAGCACGAGAUAUUUUAUAAUGUGGAAAAGCUUGGAUAAUUGGGCUUCAUUAAUACUACAGUGGUUCGAAGAUUCUGGAAAAUUAAACCAGGUGGUUACGUUAUACGAAUUAAGUGAAGCCGAUGAAACCUUGGAUUGGGAAUUCCACGGAAUGCCAGAAAACCUAAUGUAUUACUGUUUGAAGCCUUUAUGUGAUAGAAAUAGGGCUACAAUGCUAAAGGAUGAAAAUGGCAAAGUAAUCGCCAUAAAAGUUGUUUAG